Molecule: messenger RNA, 2124 nt
Organism: Monomorium pharaonis (pharaoh ant)
Lineage: Eukaryota; Metazoa; Arthropoda; Insecta; Hymenoptera; Formicidae
Product: rho guanine nucleotide exchange factor 3
Exons: 5
Coding region: 461-2011 (516 amino acids)
Biological process (GO): intracellular signal transduction; positive regulation of Rho protein signal transduction
Molecular function (GO): guanyl-nucleotide exchange factor activity
Source: RefSeq, a predicted model, not a curated record
UUUUUUUUUGAUAUCUCACUUCACAAAGCAGAGAGACGCUUAUUUCUGCCAGAUUUUUUCGUUUCGCGCAAAAACGCAUCGAAUAAGUAUAACUUUAUCGAUAUUGGAAGUGAGGUUGCUAACUAUAUAAACUAAAUAAUUUAUUUACACCGACUUUACGCCAGCAAUAAGAAAUAUUUUUUCUUAGAUUGAAAAAUCUUAUUGUAGCAUUAAAAUGAAUGUUGAUAUUGAUCUUAUGUCACUUUUCAAAAUCUAAAAUGUUGAUUUUCAAAUAAUAAUGAUGCUGUAUCGUAUGUAUGAGGUGUAGGUGUAAGUGUAGAAACAUGAGGUGUAGAAUGGGACCCUACAACCGUUCCGGCGAAUCUGUGAAAUCAAAUAUUGUGUGUGGUUGAUGCGACUCCGGAGUCCGGAGUUGAGUUGUUUGUAGAAUUUUGGAGUUUCUUUCCUUUUUCUCGAGAUAAUGGAUAGUAACAUGGAUGAUGAGUGUAACACGACGAUCAAGGAGAUAUUUCAGGAGCCACGAAAAAGAUUCUGGCUGAGAUCAAGAAAACGGUUGAAGAGCGACGCGAUGAGCGUUAGCUCGAUGGACAUAUCCAUGGAGUCUGACAUGGGUAAAAAGAAGAAACGUCGCAGAAUCACAGAGGUUGCUAGCAGUAUAUUUUCCUCUACCACAGCAAGUAAAUCCAGAAAUACUUUGCACAGAUCCUUCACGAUACAGCCAAACUCUGCAGACCUGUCCAUUGUUGAGGACGAAGCAGACACAAGAACCUUAAAAAAAAAAUUGAAUAACGCUACCGAGAGCUGUAGCAAUUUGGCAAUCAGGAGUUGGAUAUCUGACAUUGCACAGCCACGUGGCAAGGAGCGAAUAAACAGCAUAUUAAGUCGCAGUGAGAUUAGGCGACAAGAGGCUAUUUAUGAAUUAUACUGUGGCGAAACUGUGCUGCUGAAUGAGCUCUGUACACUGAGAGACUUUUACUACAAACCAAUGUCAGUCACUGAGAUCUUUACAUCCGAAGAAUUAUUCACACUCUUUGGCGAUCUUGUAAAUCUUAUUGAGAUACAUAGUAACUUGAGGGACGAAUUGUUCAUGUUGCGGGAUAAAUACGGAUUCACAAAGACCGUGGGACCAACUCUAUUAAAUUGGUUAUCAACAUUAAAGAAACCAUAUCUCGAAAGGUGCAGAACAUUGGUUUGGGCGAGACAUUUAUUGGAGGAGAAAAGAUUUACGAAUAAGAGGUUUCAAUCGUUUCUAAAGAAGCGCCUAGAGUCACCGCAUUCCGUCGAUCUGUGGACUUACUUGGAUGUGCCACGCUCAAGAAUUGUGAAGUAUCCGCUGCUGGUGAAUGAGAUCUUAAAAUAUACUCCUACUACCGAUACAGAUCAUCUACCAUUGAAAGAGGCGAGUAACGUGCUGUCUGAUUUGCUAAAAGAUAUCGAUCACAUCAUGGGCGAUGCUGAAUGUAAGCUUGCUCAAUCAAAAAUAAACACAAAAAUCGAGCACGAUCCUGAAAAUUGUAUCGCCAGUGCCACAGAGUUGAUUACGGAAGGCCAGCUUAAAGAUAUACGUGGAAUAAAAUAUUAUUGCUUCCUUUUCGACACUUGUUUCGCGAUAACUCGCCCUACGCGGCGUGUUAGCAAAAAAUACAAUCUAUCCUUUUCCGUCAUACCUAAGGAGCAGAUGUAUGUGCAAGUGGAGGAUAAAAAUACCGUAGAAAUCUGCUUCAAGAUUGGAGAAUUUUCUUUUCUAAUGGAAGAUGGGCACAAAAAGAGACAUUGGGUUGAUUCGUUUAACAAGAUACAUUCUAAAGUGUGUAUUCUGGAAAAAGUGUUCAACACUGACGAUAAAGAGAACUUGUUAGACAAUACAGAAUUACCAGAGUCAAAUAAUUGUGUCACAAGAACGUCGAUAUGCAGAAGAACUUCUACAAGCAGUAUAAAUGAUACUCUAUUUUCCUUCUCUAUAAAGAAGAGUCUGCUCAGGCAAAAACGUAACAGUAUUGGUUAUAUUUAAUAUAAGCUCAUUUGCACUUUUAUUUUUUCAAUAAGAAACAUUCUUAAUGUACGAAAAUUAUGAAGUAUCUUCAAUUGAUUAAUAUUAAAAUCCCAAAUUAUUACAACGAAAAA